CUGCAGACUCGCACGGUUGAUCACCUGUUCCUCCCUGUGAAGGAAUAGACACAGCAGGGUCACAGUGAACAUUGGUAUAAAGUAAAUAAAUAAUCUGUCGAAGGAUAAAGAUAUAUUUGCAGUCUAUUAAGCUAUGUGCGACGCAUGCUGUUGUGUGUUCCCCACUUCAGUGGAGACUGCACAUUCAUUCUGGCAGAACUGAGCCUGAAAUUGAUGUCGGCUUUUGAAUUUUGGACGUAAAGCUCAGGUACACUUGCACACUGACAACAGAAUGGCACAGCAGACAAGUGUGGGGGACCUUCUUCAUCUACUGAAGUCCUCAGAACUCCAGGUGCUAGAAGAUGUCAAACUAUGCAUCACUGAUAACCUUAACACAGAACGAGGGUCCUGUCUUUUAAGUAGUCUUGUGGACUUUUAUCUGGAAACGUCAUCUCUGGAGGCACUGAACAUUCUGUCAUCAGUAAGAGAGCCACAUGACAAGCACCUUUUGGAUAAGAUGAAUGAAUGCCUGAGCAAACCUGCUACGCGUCUAAACACCCUUAUCUUGCUGGGUCAUAUAAUCCGACGUCAGCCAUCUUGGAUACACAAGAUUUCUCAAGCCCCAGUACUGGUAUCUCUACUCAAGUGUCUUAAGUGCACCGUUGAGAUCUGUGGGGACAGUAAUUGCCACAACAAAGUGGAAGAUUAG
Protopterus annectens (West African lungfish) is the source of this 688-nucleotide messenger RNA. RefSeq names its product hamartin-like. Gene Ontology annotation, biological process: regulation of cell cycle; negative regulation of TOR signaling; negative regulation of cell population proliferation. Lineage: Eukaryota; Metazoa; Chordata; Ceratodontiformes; Protopteridae. The coding region runs from base 272 to 688 and encodes 138 amino acids. The record is from RefSeq and is a predicted model, not a curated record. Gene Ontology annotation, cellular component: TSC1-TSC2 complex. The transcript is spliced from 5 exons.